AUCGAAUCACAGCGUCAAAUCUCUUCCAAUCUGCCACAGAGAUCUCCUAUAUUCAGCGAGCAAUGGAGAAUAUGAGCACGAAGCUGACUCUGAGGGUUGAGCUGAAGGGUCUCGUGGCUCGAGUGACGCUGAAUCUGCCUCCGCCGCCGUCAGAUAGGAUUUGGAUUGGAUUCAGGGGCCCACCACGGAUGUGGAUCACGGCAAAGCCCACCGUUGGUGAUCACACCUUCGACUGGAGUAUUGUCACCAAUAUUAUCGAGAGCAAAUUGUGCGAGGAAGUGUAUAAGUAUCUUGUGUAUCCAAAUAUGGUUGAUAUAAUUGUACCCUUCCUUGGCCAGUCGACCUAUCAGGAAAUGUAAGUUGUCUUAUGAUAUUUAUAAAUAUUUAUUGCAAAUUUGCCACGAUUUAUUACCAGUGUUACCCAAAAAGAUAUUUAUUUAUUUUUUUUUUUU
Phlebotomus papatasi is the source of this 452-nucleotide messenger RNA. RefSeq names its product testis-expressed protein 2-like. Bases 63 to 359 code for a protein of 98 amino acids. The record is from RefSeq and is a predicted model, not a curated record. Gene Ontology annotation, molecular function: lipid binding. The transcript has a single exon. Gene Ontology annotation, cellular component: endoplasmic reticulum. Lineage: Eukaryota; Metazoa; Arthropoda; Insecta; Diptera; Psychodidae.